UUCAUAUUCCUCUCUCUCAUCAGUCAUCGCAGCACCACAACCAUAUUCUUCAGCUUAAUUCCCUUCUCUCUGCAACAAAAAUGGCUACUCAGGCACUUGUAUCAUCUUCUUUAACCUCUUCAGUUGGUGCAGCCAGACACAGAUUUGGGGCAAGACCCUCCUUUGGAUCCUCUAGAAAAUCAGCUUCCUUUGUUGUCAGAGCUGAAGCCACCCCUCCCGUUAAGCAAGGGGCAAAUAGACAACUAUGGUUCGCUUCAAAACAAAGUCUUUCUUACUUGGAUGGAAGUCUCCCAGGCGACUACGGAUUCGAUCCGCUGGGGCUAUCGGACCCAGAAGGAACCGGAGGGUUCAUCGAGCCAAAAUGGUUAGCCUACGGCGAGGUGAUCAAUGGGCGGUACGCGAUGCUAGGAGUAGUAGGAGCCAUAGCCCCAGAGAUCCUAGGAUCCCUAGGGCUAAUCCCCCCAGAAACAGCCCUCCCAUGGUUCAAAACAGGAGUGAUCCCUCCAGCAGGGACCUACAACUACUGGGCAGACCCCUACACUCUCUUUGUUUUCGAGAUGGCCCUAAUGGGCUUUGCAGAGCACAGAAGGUUCCAGGAUUGGGCCAACCCAGGGUCCAUGGGGAAGCAGUACUUCUUGGGCCUGGAGAAGUUCUUGGGUGGGUCAGGGGAGCCAGCAUACCCUGGUGGGCCUCUGUUCAACCCAUUAGGGUUUGGUAAAGAUGAGAAGUCAUUGAAGGAUUUGAAGCUGAAGGAGGUGAAGAAUGGGAGGCUGGCCAUGUUGGCAAUUUUGGGCUUCUUCGUACAGGGCCUUGUCACUGGUGUUGGGCCUUACCAAAACCUUUUGGACCACUUGUCUGACCCUGUCAACAACAAUGUUUUGACAAGCCUUAAGUUCCAUUAGGGAGUGGAAGUGGGGGUGUAUUUGUAAUUUGUGUAUUAUAUAUUGGACCUUUCAAAAAAAUUUCUCUCUCUCUAGCUUUGAUGUAACAUGAUUUGAGGAAAAAAAAAACUUUUUGUGUAAUUACUAAUCCAACCAUCUCUUCAUUCA
Molecule: messenger RNA, 1049 nt
Organism: Momordica charantia (bitter melon)
Lineage: Eukaryota; Viridiplantae; Streptophyta; Magnoliopsida; Cucurbitales; Cucurbitaceae
Gene: LHCA3
Product: PSI type III chlorophyll a/b-binding protein
Biological process (GO): photosynthesis, light harvesting
Cellular component (GO): membrane
Source: RefSeq, a predicted model, not a curated record